Cryptomeria japonica (Japanese cedar) is the source of this 2898-nucleotide messenger RNA. RefSeq names its product probable disease resistance protein At1g61300. The record is from RefSeq and is a predicted model, not a curated record. Gene Ontology annotation, molecular function: protein binding; ADP binding. The transcript is spliced from 2 exons. Bases 1 to 2898 code for a protein of 965 amino acids. Lineage: Eukaryota; Viridiplantae; Streptophyta; Pinopsida; Cupressales; Cupressaceae. Gene Ontology annotation, biological process: signal transduction; defense response.
AUGGCGUCUACCUCUUCCUCUCACAAGCGUUCAUUCAGUGAAUUUCAAAGGAAAACAUUCACAGUAUCAUAUGAUGCAUUCAUUAACCACCGAGGCCCUGACACGAAAGCUACUGUGGCUUUUGCACUUUAUGAAUCACUGGAAGAAAUGGGAUUUUGGACAUUUCUUGAUGAUCAAGAAUUACAACCAGGAGAUUCAAUUGAGCCUGCCAUACAAAAUGCCAUUUACUCUUCCUCUCUGCAAAUCGCCAUCUUCUCACCAGGAUAUGCGGAGUCCCCUUGGUGUCUAAAUGAGCUGGUUGACAUGUUGAAAACCAGCGCUCUGUUUAUUCCUGUAUUUUGUGAUGUCAAGCCUUCUGACCUUCGCUACCCUGAAGGUCAACACUCUGUUUAUGCAACUACAUUUGCUGAACAUGAAAGAAAGGGGAGAUUCAGCGAAGAGACGCUUAACGACUGGAAAGAAGCUCUCCGCUCUUCUUCACUGGUCUCUGGCUACGAAUUCAGCACAGAAAUUGACGCCUCCAUAUUGAUUUUGAACGAUUUUGCCAGUAAUGUCGAGGAGCUGCGUACAAAGGUUGCCUUGGCUGUGCAACAAAGAGUUGGAAAGAAGGGCUUCCCAAGAUGUGUGGAAGUUGCAAAACAUCAGAUAGAUCUUAAUGCAGACGCAGAAGCGUCAACGAGAAGAUCGGUAGAGGUGUACAAGAAAUCUAGCCUUCUGCCCAGAGAUUCACGUCCGGUGGGGAUAGAUUCCAAAGUUGAAGACAUGCUCAGGUUGCUACAAGAUCCACAAGUUCCAGUUAUAGCUGUCGUUGGUAUGGGUGGCUCGGGGAAGACAUUUCUUCUCCAAAAUGUCUACAAUGCCUUUAAAUCCAGGUUUGACAAUUCUAUUUGGCUCUCUAUUUCCAAAUCAUAUGCAGUCAAGAAUUUGCAACAUGAUAUAGCCAUCCGCAUAGGGUUAAAAAGUGAAGUUGUGGAUGGUGCCAUAUCUCAAGAGACAGCGGCUGAAUUAAUUCAUGACCGUCUCCAAGGGAAAAAAUCUCUUAUUGUGCUAGAUGACCUGUGGACGUUGUCAGCAGAAGAUAAUCUCUUAUAUAAACUUGGUCUGCCAACUGAUAAAAAUUGUAAAGUUGUGGUGACCACAAGAAAUAAGGAGGUUGCUCGAAAUUCAAAUGCUCAUAUUUAUGAGAUGGAAAAUUUGUCAGAUGAAGGCAGUUGGAAGCUGUUCUGUGUCCACGCAUUUCCGGGUCAUGAAGAAUACAGAGCGCCAACGCACUUGGAAGAGGUGGGUCGUGAGAUAGUAAAGCAAUGUGGAAACUUGCCUCUGGCUAUCAAAACGACAGCAGCACCGCUGGCCAACGCCACAGAUUAUAGAAAAUGGGAGUCCAAGCGCCGUCAGCUUGAAAGGGCAGUUAUUCCCAUUGGGGAGCAUGACCCUGUGAUGGAUAUAUUAAAAUUGAGUUAUGAUUCCUUGCCAGAACAUAUUAAACCCUGUUUUGCUUUUCUUUCUUUCUUCCCUGAGGAUGCGGAGAUAGAUCCUGAAUAUCUUGUAUAUCUAUGGAUAGGAGAGGGUUUCGUCCCAGCAGGAGAGGAGCAGUGGGAUACGGCGCUGGAUUGGUUAGAUCAACUUGACCAGCUGUGUCUGCUUCAACUAUGGGAAGAUCGACACCGUCAUCUUGCGGAAGAAUAUGGACGGUUAAAGAAAUACUGUAAAAUUCAUGAUCUGUUGCAUGAUUUGGUCAUACAGUUAUCGAAAGAAAAUAAAUGUGUUUUUUCUCUUAAAGAAGCCUUCACACAUACAACUGGUGCCUCUGGCUGGUAUCGGAUUUUACUAGCCAAGAAAGAUAUAAAUGAUAAUGCCCUCUCACAUUGCCAUCCUUAUCUCCGUACAUUCUCAAUGUCUGAGAAUUGGAAGAUUAAAACCAUUCCAGAAAACUUGUUUACCGCAAUGAGAGGACUGCGCGUUCUGGAUUUGAGCUCCACAAAUAUCUCAACAUUGCCUCCGUCUGUUGGAAAGAUGGUACUUCUGAAGGUCCUGAAUUUAAGGGAUACAGGGAUAAGGGAGGUACCGGAGUGUGUGAGAUAUCUGAAAAGUCUCCUGUUUCUUGCAAUGCCCGGUUAUCCUACUGAGUACAUGCCAGUAUGGAUAAGUGAACUUAAGGGUCUUCAGCAUUUAGAAUGCGAUUGUGAUUAUCGUAUGGCGAAGGGAAUAUCAGAUAUGGCUUCUUUGAGAACACUCCGAUCAGGAGGCUUGUGUCUCUCCAUAGAAGGGGACGAUCAAUUGAGGAUGGAGGAUUUCGCCAAGAUGACUCAGCUUCAGGAAUUAGAUUUAGAGCUUUAUCAUGAGAUGGAGUUUGAGAUGAUGGAAGAAGGGAUUCUUGUGCAGCUCACCAAGAUGCGUCGUCUAACUAUCUGGAAUACGAGGAUGGGAGCAACGAGUGCGCAGCUUUCAGAGAAAAUGAGAACAAUGAGAGAUCUAGAAAUUCUUCAGUUACACAACUUCGUAGUGCCAGAUUGGAUAUGUGAUUUGGCAUAUCUGAGGGAAUUGGAAUUAAGAGGUUGUGACUCUAUUGAUUAUCCGGAGUUGCAAAGAAUGCCCAAUCUAGUGAUUUUACUGUUGGGUGGGACAGAACGGUGCAACUGCAAAGAAUUGCCAAAGGCGUUUGGAAAGUCGGGAGGGUUUCCACGCCUCCGCUUCUUCAUAAUUAACUAUUUUCCAAAAUUAGAGGAGUUCCCAGAAUUGGAGGGGGCAAUGGCAUGUCUUGAGGAGCGGUUGGAAAGAUUGAAGGUAUUCGAUUACAGUUGUUCAGGGACAUAUGAAGUAAGAGAGGCAUCAAAGGAAGGCGGAGUAUAUAGGAAUAAAAUCAAAGCCAUUAAUUCCGGUGUAACUAUUACACCAUAG